AAGCGGAUUAUUUUCCGUCAUAUGAUCAAAAUAAAGCUCAAACUGUUAUAUCGAAACCAUUAAUUUGACUGCUUUAUAUAUUAUAUUUAAAUAACUUAAUCAACAUAUUAUAUGGAGAAACCAAUUGAAAGGCAUUUAGAUGAGUUGUAAGUCAAUUUAAUCUGCUUAUGCUUAUUUUGAAUAAUACAAAAUGAGCGAUAUUUUAUUCAUUAGAGUUCAUCAGGAGGAUGUCAGAGCGGCUGUAUGUCUAGAUUCUCAAGGAAUGAUAUUGGCUUCGAAGAAAGCAUCAUCAACAGAACUCAAACUUAGUAGUGUUUUGUCUGCCAUACCAGAUCGGGCGCAGGAACUUCAAAAAGACAGAGCUGAGGUGCCAGUUGUUAUUUUAGAAACAGAUUCAAAGUAA
Messenger RNA from Dimorphilus gyrociliatus, 403 nucleotides. The record is from the annotation of a GenBank genome assembly. Lineage: Eukaryota; Metazoa; Annelida; Polychaeta; Dinophilidae.